This is a messenger RNA of Spea bombifrons (plains spadefoot toad), 1827 nucleotides long. RefSeq lists its product as uncharacterized. Gene Ontology annotation, biological process: regulation of DNA-templated transcription. The record is from RefSeq and is a predicted model, not a curated record. Lineage: Eukaryota; Metazoa; Chordata; Amphibia; Anura; Pelobatidae. The transcript has 13 exons. The coding region runs from base 140 to 1768 and encodes 542 amino acids.
GUAUUCUUGCGUGGUUUCCGCCAACCAGCCAUCCAAAUGGACACCGGGCACAGGCAGGGAGCAUCAUGCACAUGGUUUUAGGUCACCUCCAAUAACAGGGGCCACAAAUCAAAACAAUUAACCCCAUCUCAUCCAAGCAAUGCCUUUUCAGGUUGGUUUCCAUGACGUUGCGGCCUCUUUUACGGGCGAGCAGUGGAUGGGCCUGGAGAGCUGGAAGAAAGAGCUUUACCGAAAUGCCGUCACAGAAAUCCACCAAGCGUUAUUAACACUGGGUCACACAAUUGCUAAUCCAGACAUUGUAUUCCAAAUCACAAAAUGUGACAAAUCAAGCGUCCGCAUUGACUGUUCCGGCACGGAAAGGGAAAGUACGGUUGCGGGCCUACCCGAUCUAUUAUUGAGGGUGAAGGAGGAAACCGAUGGAGGAAACGUUUCCAGCGAUGAAAAACCUAACGUCGAAAGGUCGGAGAAUCUGAUAUCCCAGACCCUCGCAGAAUGUCCUGUCAUCACCUCUGUGGUUUCCUUAUACGUGAAGGAAGAACAAGAAGAGAAAGUUUCUCCAAAUUCAGAAGUGAAGCCAACAAGUGAUGCAGAUGUCCAAGAAGACAGUUUAUUCUCUAUUAAGCAAGAAGAAGAAGUUCAUUCAAUAGAUAAUUAUAACUCUGCAGGCAUGGAGAGCGUCGUAACCGUUCCCUGCAGUCCUACUUCAGCGAUUAAGCAAGAAAUGGAUCCUGUAGAUCACUUCCAGCAAGAAGUGACUGGAGACCUUGGUGACAUAAUUCCUGUUGUUGUAAAGCAAGAGAAUGUGGAUCACACCAAAGAAAUCCAAGCCACGCGUCGCUAUAGCACCCGUGGUAAAGCAAGAUUAGGCGGCUCAAAACAGAAAUCAAGUAUUGCAAAGAAACUUCGAGUAAUUUCGAAUAUCUUGUACCAAGAUGCACCUGGUCCCCGGGCGGCGAUGGACUCUAGAAGAAUUGGGGCUACCCAUUUUAUUUUUAAAAUUCCUCCUACAGAGAAGAAGCAGAAUCCCCAAAAACGAUGCAGGGUAUGCUACAGCAGGGGGCAAAGAAAGGACACCCCAUUAUACUGUCCAGAUUGCCCUGGAGAACCUGCCCUCUGCCUUGGUAACUGCUUCAAGCUGUACCACACGACGGCAGCUUUCAAGAGUCAAAGAGUCUUAUCUCACGGAGCUCACCUGGAUGAAACAACAAAAAGAAUCAGGAGACUGCAGAUGCUAGAAGGCAUGGCCAGGCCCUUCAGAACCCUGCCGUGCUUCAUGAACGAUCCCAUUAUUAAAGGUCAACAGUCUCCUAGAAGACCCCUCGAUUUGAAAGAGGAGACGCCAAGCACAGGACCCCCCGUCUGGUGUAAAUGUGGGAAAUGCUGUGUGUUCGACUCCGAGGAGGAGACUGUGUGUUGUCACAACAUUUCGAGCUUACAAUCGCUUUUAAACGAAGACUGCGGUUGCAUCACCAACCAUCACUUCUUCCGCGACAUGUGUCUGGGCCAUGACUGGCUCAAUUUUCUCUUUCGCUUUCUCGGCCGGACAUCGAAAAAAGAGGACAUUCUUUGCUAUUUACACAAGCUUCGGAGGACCGCAUAUAGAGUAUUCACAGUAUGGGCUCACGACUACUUAGAUCGUCGCAAGUAUAAACCUAUCCCAGCCUGCGCGAUCAAGGCCGUAAGAGAUUCCUUCCCCUAUCCGGAGGAGCUAAAUGUUGGCGUCAUGAAGAUGUACGAUUAUCCAGCAGCAAUCAUGGCCUUAGAUUAAUGUUUAUUUUGUCUCUGUAAUUAUAUAAAGUUGUUACUAAUUAAAAAUCUAUUUUUGUA